AUGAGAAUCACCCAGGGCAGCUGCACGUUCUACGCGUCAGGGCGUACGUUGUUCCGCCGACAGUCUAGACGUUUUGUAUUCUCUACGUGUCCAGUGCUCGCAAAUGAUCAAUUCACAGAUGUCUUCAAGGGAGGUAGUGUACUGUGUAUCGCUGGCCCUUGUUCCAGUGGCAAAUCCUUGCUUGCUCUGCAUAUUUUGGCUGACAUUCUGAGCAGUUAUGGAGCCGCCCUGGAAGCAGAAGUGAGCUCUAGUUUUGAAAGACUUGUUUACUUCCCUGUUUACGAUAUCCACGAUACUCAACACUUGUUUGUUGCGUUAGACGUUUACUUUCAAUCCGGGGAUUCUAGGGUUUUGGUAAUAGACUCACUUUUGACUAAAUCAGGUACUUUUGAGGAUGAAUUGGUAGAGACUUGUUUGAGAUUGUUAAUACGACUGUGUAUGGACCAUGGACUUUUGAUGAUAUUCACAAAGCGUGAGGGGGGAGGCUUCACCCUACCAUUCAGCGUGGCAGCUUUGUGCCCCCAUGAUCUUCCCUCCGAGAAAGAUGGUUCACGGAACCCGCACAAUGUUGAUUUGUUACGCAACAUUCUCACGUUUGGUCUCCCAGUGGAUUGGAUUCCACUCGAUGAACGCGCCACCAAGCGUCCCUUUGAUGACAUGCGAUCAUUGAUUCAACUCGGGAGAAAGCGUUCUAUGGAUUCUACUCGAGCCUUUUGGAGACCGCAACAAGAUUCGUCUGAUAUUGAUUAUGACGUAUCUUUCCUAGGUAGAGGACGUUCUGAUAGUUCAGGUGUUAUGUUGUGUUGUCUACCCUGCCGCAGAGCAUCCAUCGAUGGGCGCGGUUACAUAGGCUGUGUUUACAGAUUAGACGACCCAACUUCAUCCACUGGUACUAUUACAACGGAGGCAGAUGCGCAUACACGGCGACCAAAUACUCGUGGCUUAAUCCGCAUAUUGCCCUUGUGGCCGGGAAUUGAAUUCUCGGAAGACGAGGACGAUAUGGUUCGCCCUGACAAUUGUCCGGAUUUCGAAGACGUAAGGACACAAGAUAUAGCCGUGAGUGAGCAACUAAUGAUGGAGCCAACUGAACACGAGAUGGUCAAAGGAAUUGUUUCGCCUUGUACGUUGCAUUCACGAAAUCCGUGGUCGCCCUCAACCCAUAUAACGAUGGAUGAUGAUACGCUGCGCAGUUUAAAGUUUGGGCUUUUCAGGAUCGAUGAGGACACUUCUUUGAGAUCUCAAAUGUUCUGUAUGCACCGUUGA
Babesia ovata is the source of this 1263-nucleotide messenger RNA. Its product is annotated as recA, putative. Lineage: Eukaryota; Apicomplexa; Aconoidasida; Piroplasmida; Babesiidae. Bases 1 to 1263 code for a protein of 420 amino acids. The transcript is spliced from 3 exons. The record is from RefSeq and is a predicted model, not a curated record.